This is a messenger RNA of Effrenium voratum, 552 nucleotides long. Lineage: Eukaryota; Dinophyceae; Suessiales; Symbiodiniaceae. The record is from the annotation of a GenBank genome assembly.
AUGGGCAUGGAGACUAUGAAGGGCAGGAGGAGCCGAGGUGUGUCCUUCCGCUUCUUUCUGGUUGCAAUCGCGUGGCUGCUCGUACACACGGUGCAUUUGUUCACCAUCCCUCACGGGCGGAUUUCACCGAGUCGCCCGGGCUGGAAGGAUUCUCGCGGGCCACAGGUGACACGCUGGCACCCUGGGCGUGGCGGAGUUGCUUCGCGCGCCAGCCCGCAGCAGGACAGUGGUGCGGAGGACUGGCUCGCCAAGAGCUGCGAGGAGGUGGAGGGCUUCAAGAAGGCCCAGGUGCCCAGUUGGGCAGAGGCUGUGCUGAUUGACGGCGGGCUGGAAGCAGACGAUGAGUUCAUCCAGCGGACGGUGACCGCACUGCAGCAGCAGGGCGUCACCGGCAAGUCCCUGCUGGAGCUGACGCUGGAGAAGCUGAUGGCAGCUCCGUACAACAUCCCUGGCGGCCCUGCAAGCUCUGGUGAGAAGAGUCCGGCUGUGUUGCAAGAGCCCCAGCAUUGCCAUCUGCGUCCUCAGCCACCUCCUGGGUGCAGGAGGCAGUAG